Molecule: messenger RNA, 489 nt
Organism: Brettanomyces bruxellensis
Lineage: Eukaryota; Fungi; Ascomycota; Pichiomycetes; Pichiales; Pichiaceae
Exons: 2
Coding region: 1-489 (162 amino acids)
Biological process (GO): endoplasmic reticulum to Golgi vesicle-mediated transport
Source: RefSeq, a predicted model, not a curated record
AUGAGCUCAAGUCGAUAUUCAUCGAAAGCACAUCAGAGAGAAGGUAGGAUAUCCCUCUUCGCGACGACAUCUGAUGCUUCCACUAAUCAGCAAACUGAUAGUCCUGGUAUGAGCAGAAUAGGUUCACCUGAUUUUGGAUCAACGGAGUCUUUAGAGAGAGCAUCUUCACCAUAUGAAAGCAACCCUCAUAUAGAUUACAAUGCUGCAAUGGCAUCACAGCUAGAAUCGCAGAAUGAAGAAACGCUGAAUACCAUGCACAUGAAAAUUAGUGCUUUAAAGGAUCUUACGACCAAGAUGGGUGAUCAAAUCAAUUUGUCGCAACAUAAUUUAGGCUCGCUUGGGUCAAAUAUGGAAUCUGCAGGGCGUAGAAUUCGGGGAAACAUGAAAAGAAUGUUUGUGAUGGCAGAAAGGUCCGGCAUCAACUGGAAGAUAUGGCUUAUGUUUUUCUGUGUUGUGUUCACCUUCUUCUUUGUAGUGUGGCUUUUCUAA